UGGUGUGCCCGAGCAUGAGUAUGACCGAACGGUCCCGUCGUGUGAAACAUGCCUUGGUAUGCUAUGUCCGCCUGCGCCAUGGUCCGCUGGUGGUCAGCGAGGUCGCUGGUCGGCUCAUAUGACGUUUUCCUGUUAGAUCCACCCGAUCCGUGGUUCUGUCCACCCCUCUAUCUCUGCUGUUG
Ectocarpus sp. CCAP 1310/34 is the source of this 182-nucleotide messenger RNA. NCBI's taxonomy places the organism in Eukaryota, Phaeophyceae, Ectocarpales, Ectocarpaceae. The record is from the annotation of a GenBank genome assembly.